Lampris incognitus (smalleye Pacific opah) is the source of this 2304-nucleotide messenger RNA. RefSeq names its product akt interacting protein (gene aktip). Bases 222 to 1112 code for a protein of 296 amino acids. Lineage: Eukaryota; Metazoa; Chordata; Actinopteri; Lampriformes; Lampridae. The record is from RefSeq and is a predicted model, not a curated record. The transcript has 10 exons.
UUUAGCUAACGUUCUUUCUUAGCCGGCUGACAGUUAAAGGGGUGCUAAACGCCGAGCAGUUUAAGGAAAAAACAAAUCCUGUGGAAAUGCAAGUUGAGUUCUCCGCCAAAGUUUUUUUUUAGGUCACUGUCAAAAACGUGAUUCCAGUGGAUGGCACAAAGGGCAUAUCUCGUGGGAUCUUCACAAAGACAGGGAGACACUAACUCCAACCUCGAUGAGUAAUGAACUUGAACCCAUUCUGGAGCAUGUCUACCAAUACUAGUCGUAAGCAGAGAUCUGACAGUGAGGAACAGGGUGGACCAGAAGAGCAGAGAGCCAGUCCUGCCCGGCCGCCGUUUGGCAAGAAGCAGCUUCCUGCAAUUCCUAGUAAUGCAGCCCCCAUCACCAAGCCUGCCUCAACAGCCACAUUGGCCCAGUCAGCCAAUGGCACACAUGCUUCUUAUGGCCCCUUCUACCUGGAGUACUCACUACUGGCUGAGUUCACUCUAGUGAUCAAGCAGAAGCUCCCAGGAAUUUAUGUACAGCCAUCGUACAAGUCAGCACUAAUGUGGUUUGGCGUCAUAUUCAUCAGACAUGGCUUGUACCAGGAUGGAGUCUUCAAAUUUACUGUGUAUAUUCCUGAUAACUACCCUGAUGGAGAGUGCCCAAGAGUUGUGUUUGAUAUUCCUGUUUUCCACCCUCUUGUGGACCCUGUGUCUGGAGAACUUGAUGUCAGGAGAGCCUUCACCAAAUGGAGACGGAACCACAAUCACAUCUGGCAGGUCCUUAUGUAUGCACGCACAGUUUUCUACAAAAUCAACACCAUGGAACCACUCAACCCAGAGGCGGCUGUACUGUAUGAGAGGGAUGUGCAGUUGUUUAAAAGCAAGGUGGUGGAUAGUGUGAAACUAUGCAACAGUCAUCUUUUUGACCAGCCUAAAAUAGAUGAUCCCUAUGCAAUAAGCUUUUCUCCAUGGAACCCAGCUGUUCACGAUGAAGCAAAGCAGCGGAUGUUCACAUAUAAAAGACGGCCUGAGGAUCACCACAAGGGAAUGCAGGUGUUGGGUCUGUCUUGGGUGAGGCCUGGAUCAACACAGCCCUUCAGCAAAGAUGACAACGCUCCCCAGAGCUGAGCCUGUACUGCCACAUGAAGAUCCACUAGAGGGAGACUCAGAGCAGGAUUUCAUGCCACGGACUUGCCUUAACUGUUCAUGUGACUAGAACAUUGAAACAGUUGAGUGGACUUCAUAGCAACUCUUCGUUUUGCUUGGCUUUAAAAGCAUUAUAGGCACCUGCUCAAACAGCUUUAGUGUAAGGAAAAUAAGUUUGUAUUAUAUGUAAAUUGACAGUGUAAACUGGAUGUCUUGGCAACACUAGGCUGCAGUGCAAUCAAAGAACUAUAUUUUGGUUUUAGGGUGCUAAAUGGUGGCACCUGUAAUGUAUACCACUUGUUGAAAUGGGCUUGACAGUUUAUUAUUUGAACUUUGAAUGUUUCUAGUCCCAUAACGGUUGGUGGUCUUAAUCCUUUUCAUAUUAGAUAAUGGCUAGAUUUUUUUUUGUUUUAACUGUAAACUAUUGUUUCAAAUUGUUUAUAAUAUAUAUCAUGCAAAGCAGGCAAGUACAGUUUUUAAUAAGAUGCUAAAUUAAGCAAGUUUUUUUUUGUUCUCCAUUUUCGUUUUUGAAUUUAAUUUACCCCAAAUUGAUUUUUAAAGUUUGAUGUGUAAAUAAUGGAUGCGGUGCAGAGUUUUGAGUUCAGUAGACAUAUUUGCUGCUAAUUUGGAUUGUCUAGAUAAAGACUUCUUUCCUCACAUCUUUCACUUGACUUUACAAGAUCUUUUCUUGUAGAAGUCAAAUUUAAGUUAAUAAGGUUCCCAUACAGGUCUGUGGAAACAAAGUAAAUGCUUAGUUAAAUAUUGAGGUUUUCUAGUGUUCCACAAAAUGUAUUUUAACACAUUGUUCAGUCCAAAUACAAAUGUAUGCAUAUUUUCAAAUAGUUUUAAACUUAUGCAGUAUUGCAUUUGAAGUUGUGAACAAUGUUCAACAAGAGAAUGCUUUUGCUGUGUUGACGGUCAUAAGGUUAGUUACUACGGUGCAAACUCAUUGGCUCUAUUUUAUAGCUGCUGUGAAAUGAGGUAAACACUAAAUCUCUUAUGCUUCACAUGCUGUAGAAUCGGUAAACAAGUGUGACGUCACCGCCCCACUCUUCCUUCAGCAUGGAACUAGUCACUCAAUUCUCUGGUUUGUGAAUUGUGAAUGAUAAUGCUGUUAAGGCAAUGUGAGAAUGGAGAGCUUUUCUUUGAAAACAAAUAAAGUUUUCCAAAACUU